This is a messenger RNA of Helicoverpa zea (corn earworm), 1375 nucleotides long. RefSeq names its product serine protease snake-like. Gene Ontology annotation, biological process: proteolysis. The record is from RefSeq and is a predicted model, not a curated record. Lineage: Eukaryota; Metazoa; Arthropoda; Insecta; Lepidoptera; Noctuidae. The transcript has 10 exons. Gene Ontology annotation, molecular function: serine-type endopeptidase activity. Bases 151 to 1350 code for a protein of 399 amino acids.
AGUCAGCUUCCAAGCUUUGCUGAAUAAAGUCGUGUUAGUAAUUAAAUAAGUAUCUAAAUACUGUGUUUAUAACAGCGAUAUAGAUUGUAAUUGCGGAUCGUGAAUUCAUUAUUAUGUGGAGUUGACACGGUAUAUACCAGAGACAACAAAAUGCUUCCAUAUUUGGUAUUUUCAUUAUUCUUGGUUUCCUGUACAGCGCAAAGAGAAGGAGAACCCUGUGUGGAUCAGUAUGCCAACACAGUAGGACGUUGUACGGUUGCUGAUCAAUGCGAAUCAGCCAAAAAUGACUUUCAGUUGAGUGGUAUUCGGCCUACUUUCUGUACGUAUAAUACUUUUGGCGCAACGGUGGUCUGCUGUCGAGAUGGGUCCUCUAUUUUGCAGUCGGCUACCACGAGAGAUCGGGAUCAAAGGCCUAUUUGGGGAACAGCGAACGGUGCAAAUGAUGGCAAAAGAGUCAGCGAAAGAAAAUGUGAAGAAUACAGCCGUGGUGUGGUAGAAAAAGUGCCGUACAUACCUCUGAUACCGGAUCCCGAACCCUUUUCCGUGACAUCGGCUAAAUGUGAUUAUACUGGCGUCGAACUUAUAGUGGGAGGCGAAAAUGCUAAUCCAGGAGAGUUUCCGCAUAUGGCAGCCAUAGGCUGGGCAGAUUUCGGUGGGACCUACAAAUUCAGCUGCGGCGGCAGUCUAAUCAGUCCGCGCUUCGUGCUCACAGCCGCGCACUGCAGUAGAGACCCGAACGCACAGACGCCGGAGCCCGUCAUAGUCAGGCUCGGAGACCAGAAUAUUGAUAACGAUGUGUAUGACGGCGCUAGUCCUGUCGAUGUAGCAAUCAGAACUAUCCACAAACACCCCGACUACGAUCCCCCGCGAGUCUACAACGACAUAGCCCUCCUAGAGCUGGUGACAGAUGUCAAGUUCAGAGCUGCUAUACGCGCCGCUUGUCUUUGGACGAGCGCAGAGCUUAGUGGCGUCAACAAGGCAGUCGCCACCGGGUGGGGCGUCGUGGAUACCCGAACAAAGCAAACAGCCAAGGAGCUCCAAAAAGUAUCGCUCUCUAUCUUAGACAAUGCAUUCUGCAAUGACACGCUGGUGUUAUUCUUCAACCGCAACUGGCACGGGUUUGAGUCGACACAGAUGUGCGCCGGCGAACUGAGAGGCGGGAAGGAUACGUGUCAGGGUGACUCCGGCUCUCCUCUUCAAAUAGCAUCAAAAGAGAACUCCUGUAUCUUCCGUAUAAUAGGAGUAACGUCAUUUGGUAGAAACUGCGCGGAAAAAGGCAGACCCGCCGUAUAUACCAGGGUAGCUAGUUAUAUUGACUGGAUUGAAAGCGUCGUGUGGCCGGGUGAAUAAGUAAAAUAUACAGUAUUAUGAAUUA